AUGGCACGAAACUACAAGCCCAGCCACUGCAAUACGACAGCUCAAAAACCAGCCAACUGGACAGACAUCAGGCCACACAAGUACUGCGGGGCGCUCGACCUCGGACACGAAGGCCGGCCCAACAAAACGCAGACAUGUGCAGCCUGCCAGGAGGUCAAGGCACAUAUGGCUGGCCUCGUGAAGCGCAAUACGGACAUGCGACGCCAGGCCAAGAUGAACUGGACGAGCGGGACGUUUGAAGGCUAG
Messenger RNA from Grosmannia clavigera kw1407, 246 nucleotides. RefSeq lists its product as uncharacterized. The transcript has a single exon. Bases 1 to 246 code for a protein of 81 amino acids. NCBI's taxonomy places the organism in Eukaryota, Fungi, Ascomycota, Sordariomycetes, Ophiostomatales, Ophiostomataceae. The record is from RefSeq and is a predicted model, not a curated record.